AUGGCAUAUCAACUACGACUUGGCGAUAGAAAAUACAGCAGAAGAUUUCAUACCAACUCCGUGUAUUUGAACGUGGACUUUACACAGAAUUGGAAUAAUGUUUUACCAGCAGAAGUUCCUCAACAGUUGGAUAAUACUUUUAACCAAAUUAUCCGGGACAUUGGAAACUAUUUGAGUUGUGACCCAGACGACCAAGUGAGAUUCAGCGUGUCACACCCGGGAUUGAAAUCACCAGCUUGGAUUCCAUUCAACAAAUGGUCGGGGAUAAGAGCUCAAGAUAUUUUGAACCCUGUGGCGAGAAUUCUGCAGUCCAAUGAACAGUUUAGAUUAGAUGAACGUAUGACACUUCAUGUGUGUCACGUGAGUGUUCCCAAAGGAGAUGGUCAAGGCAGGUAUCUAUUAAAACGAGAAUCAUUAUCACUCGAAGAUUAUUUAAAGAGAAAGAGGUCGAUCGUAGUGGUCAAAAACAAAGAUAAUUUAUGCUUUCAACGAGCUAUUGUCAUCGCCAAACACUACGCCAAUAAAAACGACACACCAGAGUGGGAGACACAAAGAAAACGCUUAACAAAAAGUUCAGGACCUUACAGUUGGCAGACGAAAUGCACCGAACGAUUGAUUGAACAAGUCGGAGCACGUCCUGAAGCUUGUCAAGGACAUGAAACCUGGGAGUUGUACCAACAAACUUUAGGACAACAAGGCUACCAACUGUUUGUGUAUUCUAGACUCCUAUUUGGAAAAUUAUUGUACAAAGGCAAAGUUUCCGGUACCCCUAAAAAACUUCAUCUCUAUCAUCAUGACCACCAUUAUGACGUCAUCGUCUCAAUGCCUGCCUUUCUAGAAAGGAAUUAUUAUUGCGACUUGUGUGGAAAAGGUUACAACAAUAUCGAGACACAUACAUGUAUCAGCGUAUGCAGUGCUUGUCGCCGCCCAGGCAAAGAUUGUCCCACCGAUACACUUCGAGACUGUUUAGAAUGUCAUCGAACCUUUUUCAGUGAAGAAUGUUUUAAAGCUCACAAAACUGGAACCACCCUCAACGCCAUCACCACCUGUAACAAAUGGAAAAAAUGCACUAAAUGUUGUAAGGAAUGGGACACGAGAAAACGAGGCCGACUAUUGGAAGAACAUAUUUGUGGAGAGUACGAGUGUAAGAUAUGUCGAAAAUGGCACGGUAAAGGCGAUAAAUGGUGUUACAUUCAGACCAUAGACAUUGACAAAACCAAAGUGGAAGAAAAACAAGACAAAGAUGUGACCCGAUUCGUCUUUUACGAUUUCGAGUGUCACCAAAAUACCGGGGAACACAUACCUAAUUUAUGUGUGUUACAACUGUGUUGUCACUUCUGCAUCGGACAAUCCACUCCAUGUCAACACUGCGAUUCAACUUGGAACCACCAAAAGGAAAUCAUCUUCUCAGGACCCAACACUUUGGAUGAAGUGGCCAAGUUUUUUGUACACUUAUCGGCCAAGAAAGUCGCUCCCGGAGGUUGUGCUACCACCAAGAGUCAAAACAUCGUUGCCGUGGCACAUAAUUUCCGAGGAUACGAUGGGAUGAUCAUUUUGCAAGGAUUGCACAAACACGCCAUGGACGUACCCAAAGUCAUAUUGAAUGGUGGAAAAGUCAUGACCAUUCAACUGGGAUGUGUCAAAUUUGUCGACUCCUUAAACUUUUUAGCUAUGCCACUUCGAGAUUUACCAAAGACAUUUGGUAUCACCGAAUUGAAGAAAGGAUACUUCCCUCACUUUUUCAACAAACCCGAGAACGCACAAUAUGUUGGAGAUUACCCACCAGUUACCGAUUAUGAUCCAGAUGGAAUGAGUGUAGGAGAAAGAGAAAAGAUGGAUCAAUAUAUUUUGUUAAAUGGUGUUAGACUGGGAUCUCGAUUCUCAUUUAUAAUAGAGUGGUUCCGUGUUCUAAUUGGUGAAGGUCGACGUGGUGUUAACAGCCAGCAGGAUGAAAUAAAAAUAAACAGAGCACCACCAGUAAGUCCGAAAGACGUACACGCACCUGAAGAACUACUCUGUAACCCAAGUGAAAGCAGACAAUAUGAACGUAAAAGAAAUGAAGAAAAGAGAUGGGAGGACAGGACAUCGCUGGUCUCAACACGCACAGUGAAUGAAUCAUCGGCAGAGAUACUGAAUCUGAGAAAUGAGAAUAAUGGAUUUAAAGAAGAACUUGCAAGAAAUCAAAUGGUAUGUGACAGAUUGGAAGAACAGAUUGACAGAAAUGAUAAUAAAUGGAGACAGAACAACAUACUGAUAUAUGGAUUGAAGGUAGAUAACUCCUCCCAGGUUGAAAACGAGGUUUGGUGGAGACUUGGUGUGGAGAGAUAG
This is a messenger RNA of Lottia gigantea (owl limpet), 2328 nucleotides long. RefSeq lists its product as hypothetical. Lineage: Eukaryota; Metazoa; Mollusca; Gastropoda; Lottiidae. The record is from RefSeq and is a predicted model, not a curated record. Gene Ontology annotation, molecular function: DNA binding; nucleotide binding; DNA-directed DNA polymerase activity. The transcript is spliced from 4 exons. Gene Ontology annotation, biological process: DNA replication. Bases 1 to 2328 code for a protein of 775 amino acids.